AUGAGACACCAGUCGCAUCAAAUGCCAAUGGUAAAUUUUUGUUUGAAUUACAAUGGCAGGAAAGCGCUUUGUCUUACAGUAUUUUUUUUCGCAGUAGAGACAACUGGCCCGUUUCACUAUUUUGUAAUAAUAGAAACGGUGAUCGCUAUUACGUUCUACAUGUUCAACGUUGCCAAGAUUGCUUGGCAUCCUUCACAGCAGUCGCUGGCGCAGUGUUGGAAUCAGUUGAUAGAAAAGGUGCAAGAAUUCCAAAAUCAGCACAAUCGUGGCAUAGACUCUAAACGCAUAUUUGGAAUCUUUUGGCUGUGGUUACUAGUGUUGUCGUUAGCUUAUUGCAUAAUGCUCACUGUUGUAGUUUUACAGUCGCCAGUCAAGUUCAUAGUUCAAGCAAAUCACUUCAUAUUUUAUGCAUUACGAAUAUACGCGUAUCUGUGUGAAACGACUAUUUCGGCUUCAUUUGCACUUUUUGCAAUGCUACUCAGAAAUCUAAUCAUCGAAAUGCAAGCAACUCUGCAACAGACCACCGUUAGAGCCACCCACUUGAGAUCUACCAUCCUGCUUUACCGGCAUAUCCUGCGGAUCGUCGAAUGCUUCUGUUCUGUUUACGGAUGGAUCAUUUUGCUGAUUUUCUUCGAACAUUUCUUAAUCCUCACCGAUCGUUCCUUUUUUUCGAUACGUCUGUAUCGAAUAUCGCCAAAUUUUUCAGCGAGGAAUAUUUUAUACAUGCUAGUCACAUGGGUCCUACCGUUGGCCUUCAACGAUUUAUUGUUGAUUGGAGCUUGCACAGUAACGGAGGAGGCGUUACAUCAGUUUGAGAAACAAGUGUGUGCUAUUAAUUUAACCGACAAUAGUGAUAGUGAUAUAGUACUUAUGGUUACAAGCUUUAGUUUGUAUAGCACUGACCGGAAGUCAAUGUUUCGAAUUUUAAACGCGCUGAACUUAAACUUCAACCUUAUCUAUGCGUGUUGUGGAGUAUUGGCUACCUAUUUGACUAUUUUCUUACAAUUCGACCAUGUAGAGGCCUAG
Molecule: messenger RNA, 1026 nt
Organism: Anopheles nili
Lineage: Eukaryota; Metazoa; Arthropoda; Insecta; Diptera; Culicidae
Exons: 2
Coding region: 1-1026 (341 amino acids)
Biological process (GO): sensory perception of taste
Cellular component (GO): membrane
Source: RefSeq, a predicted model, not a curated record